Messenger RNA from Spinacia oleracea (spinach), 2133 nucleotides. Its product is annotated as FHA domain-containing protein DDL. Lineage: Eukaryota; Viridiplantae; Streptophyta; Magnoliopsida; Caryophyllales; Amaranthaceae. The transcript is spliced from 11 exons. Bases 229 to 1419 code for a protein of 396 amino acids. The record is from RefSeq and is a predicted model, not a curated record. Gene Ontology annotation, molecular function: protein binding.
UUAUUUUCCUUCUUAUGAAAACUAAAAAUAAAAACCAAAAAUAAAAACGUAUACAUAGUUUUUUGACAGAAGUGACAGGUGUGUGUCUCGGAGCUUGAAGCAUGUCCAAAUUCCAAAUGGCCAAACUUCUCUGAUCCUCUCUCACACCUUGCGCCCGUGCGGCAACCCCGUCUUCCGGCGUCAGCUCGCAGCCCCGCCGCACUUCUUGUCUCACUGCCCAAGUCGCCGAUGAGUCCUUCGGUUACUCGAAAAUCUCCAGCAGGGUACCGUUCAUCAAGGCCCUCAGUCUCUCCAGAGAGGGAUCAUGGCGAACCUCGCAGAAGAAGAAGAUCCCCUGCUGUGAGCUCUCCUCGUAGUAAGAGCCCACCCCGUAGAGAAAGAUCCCCUGCUCGUCACAGAAAUACUCACAGGGGUAGGGGUGGUUCUCCAGUGAGGGAGAGGCACUCAUGCCACGUUAAUUCACCCAAACGAGAAAAUUCGAGUUCUUCUCUCCCAAGAUCUCCAUCACCUAGGACUAAACGUUUGAGGAGAGUUGAGGCUGAAAGGGAUGCUGGAAAAUCUUUCGAGAGGGAACACGAAAAAAAUCAUGGGAAGGGAAAUGAAAAGUCUAAGCACGAGAGGAAUCUUAAGGAAAGAGAUUCCGGAAGGGAAGUUCCCAAGGAUAGAAGGGAGCGGAAAUCCGAUAGAGAAAGGGAAAGAGAUAGUGAAAAAGGAAGAGUUAGAGAUGGUGCAGAUGUUGAAUCUUCUAGAUCAAGACACCGGCAAUCCGAGUCACCAUCAAAUCAUCAUCGUCAUCACAGUCGGCACCAUUCACACUCACCUCCACCAGCUUCUCGUUCAAGAGCUCGUGAUGAGGAUGAAGAAAAUAGAGGAGAUGAACACAGAGAUGAUGCUAGGGAUGCUCUAGCAAAAAUGGAGGCUACUGAACAGGCAUUGACAACAAAGGAAAAGCAAAAACCUUCAUUUGAGCUAUCAGGAAAGCUUGCUGAAGAAACCAACAGAGUAAAAGGUGUUACUCUGCUUUUCAACGAACCUCCUGAUGCUAAGAAACCUAAUGCAAGAUGGCGCCUGUAUGUUUUUAAGGGUGGUGAAGUGUUAAACGAGCCGCUUUACGUACAUCGUCAGAGUUGUUACCUAUUUGGAAGAGAGAGAAGGGUUGCUGACAUCCCUACCGAUCAUCCAUCUUGUAGCAAACAACAUGCAGUCCUUCAAUAUCGGCAAGUUGAAAAAGAGCAACCUGACGGCAUGUUGUCAAAGCAAGUAAGGCCGUACUUGAUGGACCUUGGAAGUACAAAUAAGACCUUCAUUAAUGAGAGUCCAAUUGAAGCUCAACGUUAUUAUGAGCUCCUUGAGAAGGAUACCAUAAAAUUUGGCAAUAGUAGUCGAGAAUAUGUGCUGCUACAUGAAAACUCCAAUUAGUUGCUUCAGCUGGGGUUUUUGUUUGUCAAUCACAAGUCUUGAGUACAAGAAUUAUCUUGGGAUCCUCUCCCGGUGAAUAUUUCAUUUCCAAGUUUUGUUAAAUGUUGAGACUUGGAAGGGAUUAAUUCUAUAAGGGAGAACCUGAAUUCCGGAGUUGGAUUAUUAGCUAUUGGAUGAGUUAGUCCCUGUAUGUUAUGGAUUGUAUUUUGGCCACUUACUUAUUUGUACAAUCCAUAUGCUAUGGAGUUGGAUUAUUAGCUAACUCCAUUCACAUAAUCCGAAAGUGUAAAGCUCUCAUCACUCGUUCAGGUUGGGAGGUUACAAUAGGACCGUUACAGGGGAGCUAAUCGAGCAGCAGAUUGGUUAGCUAAUUGCGUUGACUCAGAGCAGAAAUUGGUCAUGUUUGAGGCGGUCCCGAAAGUCCUUCAUGCUGUUUUAUUGGAGGAGAUAAGCGGAUUGGCAUGGCCAACAAUUGUGCUGAAGAUGGCUCGUGGGUUGGCUUGAGUAGCUGGGCAGUUGGUGUUUAGUUUAUUUGCUAUAGGUUUUUAUUUCUGUUGUUUUUAUUUUCGUAUGUUUUCUGUUUGUUUUGGGUUUCUUCCCCCCUUAAUCACCAAAAAUAAAAAAGAUUAUUAGUUGUUGGACGGGUUAGUCCCCCUAAGUGGAUUGUGUCUACUUCGCCUCUUCAAUGGCAUUUUUGCUGAUUUUCUUACUAAA